AUGUCAUCAUCACAUUCUUCCCCCCUGACGCCAGGCUCUCACACCGUCCUGAUCAACAAUUUGACACUCCACUAUAACGUGCAAAGCCGCUCUCCAUCCCUCCCAGCCCUGAUCAUCCACCCGCCUCCUUGGGGCGUCGGCGCAGACAUAUACAUCUCGACAUUUGCCCGGCUCUCCUCGCACUUCACGUUGAUCGUCCCUUCGCCACGGGGAAAUGAUUCCUCAGACGUGCCGUCGGACCCGUCGGCCAUGUCUACUAGGCACAUCGUGCAGGACAUCGAGGAGCUCCGCAUCCACCUUGGCCUCGAAAAGGUGAAUCUGGCAGGCCAUUCUGCCGGUGGGACCGUGGCACUCGGAUACGCCAUCGCAUAUCCUCAGCACGUGGAGCGGCUGGUGCUCAUCGAGACAGACCUGCUAGGGUACACGCGCAAAGACCAGUCUUUCUUCGCGGACAUCGGAAAGACUUUCGCAUCCAUGAGCGUGACUAACGACGCCGAAUUCCGGGCAUUCGUGCUCCACAUAAUGCCAUUGUACUUUGCGCAUCCCGAGAAUGGAGGCCCAGAGGCCUUUGCAAAAGCCUGGACGACGUUGCCGAAACUCUCGGCAUACGGCGCAUAUUAUGGCGCUGACCAGACCGAGGGCGGAAAAUGGGAUCAGCUUGCCGAGCUGGAAAGGGUGACUGCUAAAACUUUGGUCAUGGUCGGAAGACAGGACCGGACUUGCGGCGUGGAGAUCGCGGAAACAGUAGCCAAAGGUGUCAAGGGGAGUAAAUUGGUGGUGUUGGAGGGGUGUGGGCAUUUCCCUUGGGUUGAGCAUGAAGCCGAGUUCUGGAACAUCGUUGAAGGCUUUCUGGAAGGAAGGGAACCGUCAUAG
Molecule: messenger RNA, 873 nt
Organism: Exophiala spinifera
Lineage: Eukaryota; Fungi; Ascomycota; Eurotiomycetes; Chaetothyriales; Herpotrichiellaceae
Exons: 1
Coding region: 1-873 (290 amino acids)
Source: RefSeq, a predicted model, not a curated record